Molecule: messenger RNA, 1795 nt
Organism: Cloeon dipterum
Lineage: Eukaryota; Metazoa; Arthropoda; Insecta; Ephemeroptera; Baetidae
Product: nuclear protein AMMECR1
Exons: 4
Coding region: 143-880 (245 amino acids)
Source: RefSeq, a predicted model, not a curated record
ACUACUGCUGUUGCUGUGUGGCCUGAUUCUCAUCCUCUCUUUAGUUUUAUUCGCUCUCGAGGUUGUUCAGUGAACGUACUUCAAGUCUCAAGAAGACUAAACAUUGCCCUGAUUUUUACGCGUCGGAAGAAACUGACGUGGAAUGUCGUCGAGUUGUUGCGGGUCCAAAAAGCAGAAGGUGAAUCAUAAUCAGGCGAUGGUUCCUACCGCACAACCCUCGGGAAAAAUGAUCGCCUCUCCUGAGAUGUGUUUCUACUGCUUUGACGUACUUUACUGCCACUUGUACAGCCUUGAGCAGCCUAGGGCUCCCUCCUUUUCGAAUGAGGCUUUCCCUUUGUUUGUGACCUGGAAAAUUGGUCGUGACUUCAGAUUGCGAGGGUGCAUUGGCACCUUUGACGCAAUGAACCUGCACUCUGGACUGAGGGAAUACUCCAUUACUAGUGCCAUCAAGGACUCGCGUUUCAACCCCAUCUCGAAGGAUGAACUUCCUCGUCUGCACGUGUCGGUAUCGAUUCUGCGACAUUUUGAGAAUGGCAACGACUUUAUGGACUGGGAAAUUGGUGUCCACGGUAUUCGCAUCGAAUUCCUCAACGACCAUGGCAGCAGACGCACCGCAACCUUUCUUCCAGAGGUUGCACCUGAGCAAGGAUGGGACCACAUCCAGACGAUCGAUUCGCUUCUUCGCAAGGGUGGCUACAAAGGUCCUGUCACUCCAGAACUGCGACGGUCAAUCCGACUGACUCGCUAUCAAAGCGAGAAGGUGUCUGUCUCGUACCAAGAGUACUUAAACAUGUGGCGUGCACCGAGAUACGGUGACCUCGCCAGCAGUGGUGGCGGCAGUGGCAUGUACGGCGCUACGGCGUCAGAUGGUCAAUGCUAGUGAUCAGAAUUUGGCAGUACGUCCAUCGUACUGGUCUGCGUUUCUCAUUAAUGUUUUCUCUCAUUGUUCUAUCUCGGAAACAAACACGCACUCUUUUAAGUACCUUAAGGACAUAGCAGCCCUUUAUAUUCAUUUCUGGUGCGUAAUAUUUGUUUUUAGCUUAAGUAUUUUUGUUUUGAUAACGCCAGAGGUGGCUAAAGAUUUUCUGACAAGGAAAUUCUUUGUAUUCUAUGUUAUAGUUUUUGGUGGAUUCAUUGAAUUUUAUCACUGUUCAUUGAUAAGUGAAAUCUUUUACUCAAUUGAGCCUGUUAUAAAGCUCUAAAUGAAUAAAAUCCUUUUCGGAUACAAUAUAAAUAUUAGUUAGGAAAUAAUAUUUUGCAGUUUUUUUAUUAUUAUGAUUCUUUUUACAUUUGACGAGACAAAUCGAUUUAUGUGUCACUUUUCUUUUAUGUCUACAACCUUGAGUUUCUGUUACAGUAUGAAAUAAUUGACCAAAUUUUCCGAGCUGAUUUAACCAUUUCCGAAUUGUCUUAACACGAAAUUAUAACUAAGGUGGACAAAAACGUGUUUGAGUCAUUUUAAAAGCCUGCUGAAAUUAUCGAAUUGAAAAAUAAAAAUUUAGGCUAAAGAAAUUCAAUAAAGUCACCAUAAACUAAAAUAGAAUCCAAGGAGUUUCCAAUAAAGUUACUUCAUGUAAAAUGAAGAACCAUGUUCAGAACACAUUGUUGUUAUGUGUGUUGAUGCAGCCGAAAAUGUUGAAAAAAGUAUAUACUGCACUAAUAUGGUGGUUUGGAGUCGCGUAUCUCAUCAGCUGCUUAUAUAAUCUUACAUUAAGAUAAAUUUUAAGCUUUAAAAGCUGCAGUGAUUAUAAUUCACUUAAAAUUGACGUAACAAAAUAAAUUAGUCUCAAAUCUC